AUGAUGAAGCUCCUAGUUUUUCUCAGCGUUGUUUGCGUGGCUGCAGUUAACGCUGCUCCCACUAAUGACCAGGGCUGGAUUGUAAUCCCAGGGGUGGAUGGCAAGCGUAAUCUGGCCUUAUUAGACGUGCCUGACUUCAAAGCAGAUCUCACAGACCCAUACACUCAAAUCACCUUCCAUCUAUACACAAGGAGCAACCGCAACACCCCCGUACAAAUCUUUGUUAACGACUUGAAUGGCGCACCCUUCGACGCUGCAAAAGCCAACAAGUUUGUCAUCCACGGCUUUACUAGCAACGCGUUUGAUGGAUGGACCAUCUCAUUCAAGGACAUGUUUUUGGAUCAAGAGGAUUGCAACGUGAUCGGCGUCGACUGGUCUGAGCCUGCUCAGGGGCCACUCUACAACGAGGCAAAAGCUAACGCUAAACCCGUUGGUGAAUAUGUCGCACAGUUGCACGACUUUUUGGCGAGCAACGGGCACAAUGUCGGCAACUCUCACUGCAUCGGACACAGCCUCGGCGCCCACGUUUGCGGCUUCAGCGGCAAGGCCUCUUCCACUGGCACUCUUGGUCGAGUGACCGGCAUGGACCCCGCUCUCCCCUUGUUCAGUUACGACGACCCUACGACCAGGUUGGCGUCCACGGACGCUAGUUACGUUGACGUGAUUCACACCUGUGCGGGCUGGCUGGGCUUCGAAAGGCCACUCGGCCACGCCGACUUUUACCCUAACGGAGGCAGCUUUGUUCAGCCUGGCUGUGGUGAAGAUCUUACUGAGUGUGAUACAUGGGACAACUUCCUCAGCGGUGCGUGUGCCGGCGCGUCUGAGGCCGUCAUGGGAAAUCCUUCCAACACAAAUUCCAGAGGCACCUUCUACUUGGCUACAAGUGGUAGCUCACCGUUUGCUUUGGCUUGCGGCAUUUGUGGAUCAGACGGCUUUGAGGAAACUACUAUCGGCGCGGCUACAGUGUUCCGAGCGAGAGAGUGUCGCAAAAUGAAGCUGCUCGCCGUUUUCUUCGCCGUAACAGUACACUCAGCGGUGUUUGCUGCACCAAAUCAAAGCCGUGGCUUCAAACACUGGCUUAAUCUGUUCCGGCCGAAGCCGUUGCUGAUCGAUCCGUACUCUGAAGUGACAUUUCAUCUUUUCACAAGAGCCAACAGGGACACAGCGCAUCAGAUUUGGAUCGGAAACAUCUCGAGUUCAAACUAUGACCCUGCAAAACCUACAAAAUUCACUGUCCAUGGCUUCAAUGAUAAUGGAUUCACAUGGUGGACAGUUGGCUCAAAAGAAAGCUUCCUUGACGAGGAGGACUGCAAUGUGAUUUUGGUUGAUUGGACGGGACCUGCAGCAGGUCCAAUGUACAGCAUUGCUAAAGCAAACUCCAUUCCGACUGGCGAAUAUGUUGGUGACAUGUACCAAUUUCUUAUCAGUCUAGGGCAAAACGUGGACGAUAUCCACUGUGCGGGACACAGUCUGGGUGCUCACGUCUGCGGCUUUAGUGGAAAACGAGUGAAAAUCGGGCGCAUCACUGGGAUCGACCCAGCCCAGAUUCUGUUCUAUUACAACAACCCCGCAGGUCGACUGACCUUCACGGACGCCACGUUCGUCGACGUUAUCCACACGUGUGGCGGCUGGAUGAGUUUUAUGAGCCCCAUUGGGCACGCAGACUUUUAUCCUAACGGUGGCAGCUUUCCCCAGCCGGGAUGCGGCGCCGAUCUGUUUUGCUCCUGCACCCAUGCGCGAUCAGCCGAUUUGUUUCACGAGUCAAUCAAAUCGAACAACUUUGUGGCGCAUCAGUGCGGUUCAUGGCAAGGUUACACCAACGGCUCCUGUAGCGCGAAUCCAAUUGCACUGAUGGGCUAUCCAGUUCGCCAAGACACCAGAGGCAAAUUUUAUUUAUUGACAGCAGACGCCCCUCCUUAUGCGCUUGGAUUUCCCACGUAUCUAUGAGACUACUAAUAAUGGUAAAACUGAACGAAAAAGCUGUAUUUAUUGUCAUGCUAUUGAAACAACAUGAUUU
Cloeon dipterum is the source of this 2017-nucleotide messenger RNA. RefSeq lists its product as uncharacterized. The coding region runs from base 1 to 1947 and encodes 648 amino acids. The record is from RefSeq and is a predicted model, not a curated record. Gene Ontology annotation, molecular function: lipase activity. The transcript has 15 exons. Gene Ontology annotation, biological process: lipid catabolic process. Lineage: Eukaryota; Metazoa; Arthropoda; Insecta; Ephemeroptera; Baetidae.